AUGGACUUGUGGACCGGAGAGAAGUCGGUCUCGCCCUCAGAAGAGCCAAGUGAUGUGGUGUCGCCGCCCUUGCCACAAGCAGCUGGUUUGUUGUCGAAGUGUCUCACGCACGCACUCGUGCGCUCUUUUGUUCCUUUCAUUCAGACCCUCGCGGUCAGUGUGUCCGCUGGUGCCCCAGUCUCGCUGUUCCCGGGUGCUGUUGCACUAAAGACGCUUCAGGAAUUAACCGGUUCUGGUUCAAAUAAUGUGAACAAUUUGAGUGCGUCAGAUGCCGCUUCCGCAGUGGCAGCAAUGGCUGCGGCCGCACUAUCCGGUCUAACUGGGUUCGAUGUCAGUGCACCCACAAUAGCCUCUGUUCCUUCCCAAGCGUUUCCAGUCACACUAACCAGCAUCCCAUCAUCCUUGAGUCUAAAUCCUUCGAAAAUUUUGCCCACUCUUGCAACUCUAGUCAGUCCGGCCCAAACAACUACCACCAGCACUACUAGUGGAAGUUCCGCGGGUGUUACCCCAUCAGUUGCUCCGUCUGUGAGUUUGUCCACUACGACCCGUUCCGCUACGAUUAGUGGCAAUUUAGCUUCAAUCAUGACUGACAAUGCCAGCUCAAGUGGUAAAACAGCCAAUAAUACUACUACUACAACUACUGCCGCUGGUACGAAAACCACUCUGAGUAGUACCACAAUUUCUGACACGAGCACUACCAAUUCAGUGACUACGUGCACACCAAAUGCACCUGUUUCUGAAGGACCUCAAGAAGAAGAAGAAGAACCGAUUGAAUCAAUACCCGAGAACAAACCGGAAGCCACUGAUGAUCGGACCUACCCGGACUAUACCGGUCGCGUCGGAGACGAUAUGGUCUCGUUCCCGUUCGACGAGGAUAAAUUCCGCUCGGAAUUGUCCUCCCACAUCCGUCCACCCAUUCUAGACCGUCUAGUGUCUAAAAUGUGUCAAUUCUCUUCCUAUUUGGUUCGGAUUCUGGGCAAAGAGAAUCAUCGUCGUAUCCCUGUCUGUCCGGAAUGUGGCAAGGUGUUCCCAUAUGGUUUGGGUGAUUUUAAACGUCAUUUGCUUACCGUUCAUUUGGAAGUACCUAGGGAAUACCUGAAAGAUUGUCUUCGCUUCACCUAUCUGCCCAAAAGUGAAGAGAAGUUCCAAGAGGUUCAGGAACAGUUGGCCAUGCGUCAAAUGCGACCACGAAUGUUGGAGGCUGGUAAACGCCGUGUCCCUCUACCCUACUCAAUCGCUAUCUUGCGUCGUCUGACCAACCAGCUUCCAGUUUCCACCAGAGAAUUUCUAGAACAAAAGAUGCAGCUCUAUAGUCGACUGUCCGUGAUCGUGGAUACACGAGGAGGUUUUCGUCGAUAUAAAUGCAACCAUUGUUCCUACACCUCGCCACAUGCACUGGCGGAUGUGCGCAAACAUAUUCUCGGAUCGCAUUGUGGUAUCUCCACGAAACACUUUCGCCACUGCUUACAGGCUUCGCGUCUUGAUCCGGUUGAAUUCACUCUACUGUCCGACGAAAAACUGGGUCGUUUAGCCAAAGAGUUUUUGAAUCGUCGUCACGGAUCAGAUCUUGCCAAGGCUGAGAGUCGAUCACCUUCUCCCGCGGAAAGUGUUGAGCGCAAUGGUGGUGUGAAUGAAGUCAGUUCUUCUCUAUCCAAUACAAGUACACCCCCGGUUACCGAAACUCGAACGCAGGAUACCUAUGUGUCCCGAUUCACAGCCAUGGUUCCGGGCUCUAAAAAUCCCGUUACAGUUCGAAUUCGACCACCAGUCCCGCCGGACGCCAGCUCUGCGGCAAACGACUCUGGUCUCGCAGUUGGUUCCUCUAGCUCUCUAGGCAGCCCCACCAUGGGUCAUAGCACUGCAACCGGACGUUGUUCACCUACGCAACAAUUCGCCAUGCCCCAAUCACCGUUAGAGUCUCCGGAAUCGGAAGAUGAGUUCCAAGCCAUCACAUCCGUGGAUCAUCUAGACCUAACUGCUUUACCAUCCAUCCCCGGAUUAGAGGGAGCGGAUCGUGUGGUUGAUUUGCCGCUGCCCUAUUCCGAACCAGUAUUGCGAAAGUUAUUGGAGUGUGCCGGAGCCACCGAAGCACAGAUUAAAGAUCUAGUGGCCAAAAUGCAAGUUUACGCCACAUACACGAUGACUCGAAUCUGUCGACGGGACCGUACUCUGGCUUUUCGAUGUCCUUGUGGACGUCUGUUUGUGACCACGCGUCAGCCGGACAGUGGAAUUCGGGCCGCUACCCUGGCCGAUAGUCGACGUCAUGUGAUGGGUGUACACGCGCGUAUCUCGCAUGAGUUUAUCACCAUUUGUUGUCAGGCCUCACGUAUCACACGAGAUUAUGACUUUGAACUAUACUCGGAUGAUAUGCUACUUCGUCUGGCCAUGGAAAGACCCAUUAAGUUGAGCUCGGUUCCAUCAUCUGUUUCCCACAAUUCAACUUCCGCAUCCCCAUCUCCCGCAGUUAACAAUCCCACCUCGAGCUCUGUGCCCAUCCACAGAACAUCGUCACAUCCAAGCACACAAAAGAACUUCAAGGAGUUGGCACCAUACCCACCCAUCUUGCCAAACUUGUCCAACUCACACGUGACUCGGAGAUCUGUCUCCAUAGACUUAAACAGUGAAUCCGGUUUAAACGCAGACACACGCGAUUCAAUGCAUACACCGAACAGUGCUUCACAUCGAGAUCAGAACGAGGAUUCCAUUGAAGAUCGGGAUAAUUCAGAUCCAGAGAGCUCGGGGACGCGCAAAGCGCAGAUCGGAUUGGAAGAUCCGUUAGCUCAUCUAACCAAAGCCCAAGCAUCCUCCUCGGAGGAGGUUGAACGAAUCAUCAAUUUACCUUAUUCCUCUGAGGCAUUGUACAGUUUGGUCCAAGGAUACUGCCCUGCCUCGUAUUUUCCCGUUCUGGAGGUAAGUAAUGAGAAUUCUCGGUGUCGCACAUCUGUGCGUUCUUACUUUGCUUGUGUAUUUACGUUGGAAUCAUAA
Messenger RNA from Echinostoma caproni, 2985 nucleotides. NCBI's taxonomy places the organism in Eukaryota, Metazoa, Platyhelminthes, Trematoda, Plagiorchiida, Echinostomatidae. The record is from the annotation of a GenBank genome assembly.